ACUGGCCUUUAUAGGCAGUGGAUACUCCAGCACAGACACUAGAAGAGCUGCAAGACUGAGAACAAGCCAUGAGAGUAAAGAUAAAGAUCCACCCAGGAAAAGUGUUCUUGCCAUACAUCAAGGGAACCACUGACCACAUAGGGAAACUGAUGAGGAAACACAACCUAUAAACAACCUACAGAAGAAAAUCCAACAAAUGCUCCAUUCAGCAAAGGACAAGAGGGAUCCUCUCGCCUCUGCAGGAGUCUACUAUAUAUCAUGCAGCUGUGGACAAGUCUACAUAGGGACCACCAAGCGCAGCAUUGCCCAGACAUGAAUCAAGGAACAUGAAAGGCAGUGCAGACUAAGUCAACCAGAGAAGUCAGCCAUAGCAGAGAACCUGGUGAACCAACCUGGACAUAGCAUAUUAUUUCAGAACACAUAAAUGCUGAACUACUCUAACAACCACCAUGUCAGGCUACACAGAGAAACCAUUUAAAUCCACAAGCAUGUGGAAAAUUUCAACAGAAAGGAGAAACCAUGAAAAUGAACAAAAUCUGGCUACCAGUAUUAACAAAAACUCUAAAAUCAUAUGAGUAAAUAAAGAACAACACUCAAAAACAGGGAAACUCCAGUCAAGAAACAAUCAGGGACAGCUAAUCACUUCUCAACAAAGUAUUCCCCCCAGGCAGUAAGAAGCCAACACCUUGAAGCUUCUAGGCCAUUAAAUGCUAAUCAAGGUAACCAAUGGAAACAUUCACACCUACCUCCAGCAGACAAGAGGUUUUUCUCCCACCCUGUACACUCCACAGAUAUAUAAAGCCCAUUUUCCUAGUUUUCAACAGACCUCACAACCUCUGAGAAUAUCUGCCAUAGAUGCAGGUGAAAUGUCAGGAGAUAAUGUUUCUCGAACAUGGCCUUACAGCCUGAAAAACAUCAACAACCCAUUGAUUCCGGCCAUGAAAGCUUUCGAAAAUACAUAUCUCAAUAUAUUUACAUGACACACCUACAAACUGCAGCUGACACACUAAUGUGUCAUAACACAUAGUUUGGAACUUAGGUAAAGCUGAUAGUUUCAAAUUGUCAGCCCUGCAUGCCAGGAAUUUCGAUAGUCCCUUAUUGAUAUUUUGAAUGCUACCUUAAAGGAUGAGCUAGAGACAUAUCUUGAAAGAAAUAACUCUUUUAAAAACCAAUAGAUUGGAAAUAGUGGAAUUCUGCUUUUGUUUCAUGUCUCCCUUACAAUUUAAAUUACAUCUAUAAUUAAACACUGUUAAAAGGUCUCUGGCUUUCUCUGCCAUAGAAAGGCUAAACUACAACGUCCAUAAUUCCAAAGCAAGGAAUCAUUGCCAUUAAAGUAGUGCUAAACUGCAUUAAUUAAUUGCCUUUCGUCUGGAAAGGAGUUUUAUGGGCUUCACUUUUAUGGUAGCAUGCAGCCUAUGACAAUUCUUCUUCCAAUGUGACCUACAGAAGCAAAAGGACGGGCAUCCCUGAUUAUUUACUUGUCCUUCUAGCAUGAGAUCAUUUCUCACAUGAGCACUCUACUUAACAAAUUUACAAAAUAUUCCUUCAGUUAGUUUAUGCUAAUUCUGUUUAAAAGGAGGAGCUUUCUUCACUCCAUAGUAGAGCUCAAAGUCCAGCUGCCCCUCAGCACAAAACUUCAAGAAGAGGAACAGAAGAAAAGAAGUUAUCUACUCUCUCCACCCCAAGCUGGUGCUUGGAAGAUUUCAAUCAUCCCAAUCACAGCCUUGCCUGCAACCAUGUGGCUCUACCUGGCUGUUCUAGUGGGACUUUACUUACUCCUCCGAUGGUACAGGGAGGGGCAGACGGUAGAGAACCUCAGAGAGAAAUAUGUCUUCAUCACCGGCUGUGACUCUGGAUUUGGGAACAAGCUUGCCAAGCAGCUGGAUGCCCAGGGCUUGCGGGUUUUGGCUGCUUGUUUCACUCAGGAAGGGGCAGAAGAACUAGACAGGCUGACAUCUGACCGGCUGAAAGUCACCAUCUUGGACGUCACCAGCACAGAGAGUGUGAAGGCAGCAACCGAAUGGGUGAAAGGAAUCGUGGGGAGCAAAGGGCUCUGGGGCUUGGUCAACAAUGCUGGCAUAGGUUUGCCUACAGCACCCAACGAAUGGCUGACCAAGGAUGACUUUGCAAAUGUAAUCAAUGUCAACCUGCUUGGGCUGAUUGACGUGACAUUGCACAUGCUGCCCCUGGUGAGAGCAGCCAGAGGAAGGGUUGUCAAUGUGUCCAGUUGCUCAGGAAGAGUGUCAAUUAUUGGAGGAGGUUACAAUCCAUCCAAGUAUGGUGUGGAAGCCUUCUCAGACAGCCUGAGGCGAGAGCUCCUUCCUUUUAGAGUCCGAGUCAGCAUUAUUGAGCCUGGUGCUUUCGCUAAUGCAAUGGCCGAUAUAAUACAAGAAAACAUGAAGGUUACAUGGGACCGGACACCUUCUGACAUCAAAGACGCCUACGGGAAGCAAUACUUUGAAUUCUAUUGUAAAACUUUUCAAGAUCUCAUUAAAAAUAGCAACCCCAACCUCUACCUGGUCACUGACUGCAUGGAGCAUGCCCUGACGUCCCGGUAUCCACGCACACGCUACUCUGCAGGCUGGGAUGCAAAGCUCUUCUACAUUCCUCUGUCUUACAUGCCAACCUUUGUGGUAGACUAUGUGUUGGCCUUUUUUUUCCCAAAGCCAGCACAGUCAGUGUAGCUUUGAAUAUAUUUUAAUGGAUUUUAACUAUGACAUUUUAAUACUGUUAUGUUUAAUUCUGUUUCAUGUUUGCAUAUUUGUAUAUUCUAAAUUAUGUGGUCAUACUUUUAAUGUAA
Anolis sagrei ordinatus is the source of this 2800-nucleotide messenger RNA. Its product is annotated as retinol dehydrogenase 7-like. Lineage: Eukaryota; Metazoa; Chordata; Lepidosauria; Squamata; Anolidae. Gene Ontology annotation, molecular function: all-trans-retinol dehydrogenase (NAD+) activity. The record is from RefSeq and is a predicted model, not a curated record. Gene Ontology annotation, cellular component: intracellular membrane-bounded organelle. Gene Ontology annotation, biological process: steroid metabolic process; retinol metabolic process.